This is a messenger RNA of Corticium candelabrum, 1747 nucleotides long. RefSeq names its product dynein regulatory complex subunit 3-like. Gene Ontology annotation, cellular component: cilium. Bases 24 to 1565 code for a protein of 513 amino acids. Lineage: Eukaryota; Metazoa; Porifera; Homoscleromorpha; Homosclerophorida; Plakinidae. The record is from RefSeq and is a predicted model, not a curated record. Gene Ontology annotation, molecular function: protein binding. The transcript is spliced from 12 exons.
CAAGCCUAGAAAGUGGUUUACCUAUGAGUCGCGCAUACGACACAGUAGAGCCCACGAUCAUCGACGACACGCUCCUAAAUGCAUGCGUCUAUGAACAAGGCCCGAGCGGCGAAGCGGGAGGCAUAGCCAAAUCGGAAGGAAUCGACUUCAACGAGGUGCUACACCUUCGACUUGAUUUCAAGAAUAUUAUUCGCAUCGACAACUUGUGGUCAUUCACGAGCCUCACGAAGUUACAGCUCGACAACAACAUUAUAGCCGCCAUUACCGGAUUGGAUGAAUUAGUCAAUCUCGUCUGGCUCGAUUUGUCGUUUAAUAAUAUAGCGGAGAUAUCGGGGCUUGAUCGGCUCGUUAAACUGCAGGAUUUCUCUCUUUUUCAUAACAGUGUGAUGCACAUUGAGAAUAUGGACUCGCUCGUUGAGCUGCAGGUUUUGUCUCUUGGGUCGAAUAGUCUGAGCAAUCUUGAGGAAAUUCAAUACUUGAGGAGGUUUCCUAAUCUUCAAGCUUUGAGUUUGGCUGGCAAUACUUUCUGUGAUCGUGACUAUAAAAAUUAUGCAUUGGCUUAUCUUCCAACAUUGAAAUAUUUUGACUACCAGAUGAUUAUAGAAGACGAGAGAGUCAAUGCUAUAGAAGCACAUCGGUUUGGCAUUGAAGGUACGUUACAGAAAGAAAGGUCUGAACAACAAGAUAGAGAAGACGAAGCAGAGAGGAUGAAAACAUCAAAACUACAUGAAGCUGCUUAUGUGGAUGGCAUGUUUGGCACUGUUCUAUUUGAGAGCAUGUUCAGUGAAGACCAGGAUGCAGCCAGACUUGUUCAAAUGCCAGAAGCCAACGAGAUAUUUGAAGAUUUCAGAGAGAAGUUUGUGUUAGUCUGUGAGGAGAUAGCCGCUCUGGGUCUCAAAGAGUAUGAAAAACGAGGCACAGAGUCGGACGACUUCUUCACGUGUGUUGCAGAGGCCAAAGAAGUGAACAAAAAGCAGGCAGUUGAAACGAUAGACAAGUUUGUUGAGUUUAAGAAAAAGGCAAUGCAAGAGCUGCAGAUGAUAUUUGACGCUGACGCACAAGACGCCAAGAUUGCCGGUAUGCGUGAUGAACUGGCAAACUUAAAACACGAACUGCUGCUGCUAGAGAUGCAGCUCGUUGAUCAGCUGGAGGAAGUGAACAAGGAAUUUGAACGGAACAUGACGGAGAUGGCUGCAGGUUUUGUUGAGGGGGCUCAACAGAGGUUCAGUCAAUGUCGUGACCUUGAAAACUUUCACAACGGAAAGAUGACAGAGUUGGCAAUGCAGUUGCUGGACAGUCUUGUGAAAGGGGAAAUUGAAACGGAUCUAAGCGAAGAUCUACGAAUGUUGUUUGUUGAUAAGGACACGAUUACUAAUGCUCUCAAUGCUUCACAUGAUUUACAUGCGUUGGCUAUUGAUAAUAAGAUCAGUCUGGUUUGUAAAGUCUAUUACAAGUACCGGAAGCAAACCCUGCUUCAGAAGUACUUAGACCAUCACGGCUGUCUAGAAAGAAGACAUGACUUUACGAAGGAUCCGAGUAGAUCCCAGAAGCACUGUUUUCUGUAAGUGCUGCAGGUUGUGAUGACCUGGAAUAAUGUCCAGCCAUCGUGCAAUACCUGCGUGCACUGUGCCCAAAGCUCCCAAGACCACCGGAACCACCAGUGUUUGACAAUGCCAUUUAUUAUUAUUAAUUUAUUAUUAUUUAAACAUAAAAUUAAUUAUUUAUUUGUUAUUAUUUAUUAUUUAUU